Messenger RNA from Paramecium octaurelia, 743 nucleotides. The record is from the annotation of a GenBank genome assembly. NCBI's taxonomy places the organism in Eukaryota, Ciliophora, Oligohymenophorea, Peniculida, Parameciidae.
AUGGCUAAUAUUAUAGUGUUUGGAGAUAAAUUGUCGAAUGCCUUAUUUUCGAAAUGUCUAUAUUACGGUGCCUUCAAUAAAAGGUUUUAUCCAAAGGUAGAUCAAAUGAAAUUGACUGCAGUAGAUAAGAGAAUAAGAAUCCUUGCAGCCAAUUAAGUUGGAUUGGAAUAGAGUUUGUUCAUAAUGUUGCCUUAGAGUUCCAAAAUGAUUCCUUCUGAAUACAAAGUGAUCAUCAACCCUAAGAUUCUCAAGAUCUCAAAUGAGGUCGUAGAAAGUAUUGAAGAAUCCAUUAGUUUUCCCUUUUUUAAAGCCAAAGUCAAUAGAUAUAAAACUAUUUUCGUUUCUUAUGAUGAUAAGAAAGGUAAAACCGUAUAGGAAGAAUUAAAGUAUGCCAAUAUUUAAUACCUUUUUUUAGAGGAUUGGAAUCUCUUUGGUAUCAGCAGGCAAUAGAUUAAGUGAUGGGAAUUCCAUGUAUAAGUUGGAUUGCAUCAGAAGGAAAGGUUGAAUUGAAACCAGAAUACUAAAAGUAAGCUGAAUCGAAUCCAGAAUUUCUUAAGGCUUUUAAGGAGUAUGUAGAUGUUGGAUAGUAGUAGAAAUAUUAGGAGAGAAAUUUGUACAGAGUGAAUCCCUAAGAUGAAAGAGAAGAUUACGCCUUACAAGGUCCAACUCAUAAACCCGAUAAUUAUGAGCUAUACGUACAUUUAUUGAGAAAUUUAGAGAAUGAAUUAUUUUAUACUUUUUGA